AUGGAUCUGAGAGACCUUAUUGAAUCCAAGGACUUCUUGGAAGAAUCUAUAAAUGAAACAGACAUUGUCAUCAAGAGCAUCAAGAAGGAUGAUCUCGUGUACAUUUUCCGAAACAUCAAUGACAAUGCCACAGAGAAGUUAGAAGAUGAUCGAGAGCGAUGCAAAUUCAUGAUAUACAAGCAUAGGACCUAUACAGACAGGUAUAUAAGGAAUGUACAUUUGCUGAUCAAGAAGCUGUUGGAGCAUGACAGAUCUCUCUUCAAGGAAUUGCCUGAAGAGCACGUGAUCCAAAUCUUUGUGUAUCUCAACUAUGAUGAAUCAUAUCACAAUGAGUGUGUCGAAUUCAUCAAAUUGUUCGAGGAUGAUAAGGAUUGGUUGGAAAGAUUCAUUAGGAAAGAUACCUAUGAUCAUUGUAAGCUUCCUAUAUUCGAUACACCAGUGGAUGUAAAUGUGUAUCUUCUUGUGAGAGCCAUGCAAUAUGAUGCCUUGUUGUAUGAUAUCGAUCAUUGCCAUCAUAUCACUCUGUACAAUGCGGAUUCAAUUCUACAGAGAUUGAGGGAUCUAUCUAAAUUGAAGAAGAAGAACACCAUCUUCAUGAAGCGCCUGAGGUUGCUUAUAAAGAUCUUAGACAAAUUACAGAAGAGGAGCGAGGUUUGUAUGGUAGGCAAUCUAGAGCAUUAUGAACGAGAGAUUGAGAUAUUUGACGCGUCAAAUCCAUCACUCAUGAAGAAAAAGAGCGAUGGUUUCUUCGAUCUGACUUCUAUGGUUGACUAUGAUACCAUAAAAAACUUGUAA
This is a messenger RNA of Guillardia theta CCMP2712, 795 nucleotides long. RefSeq lists its product as hypothetical. NCBI's taxonomy places the organism in Eukaryota, Cryptophyceae, Pyrenomonadales, Geminigeraceae. The record is from RefSeq and is a predicted model, not a curated record. The transcript has a single exon. Bases 1 to 795 code for a protein of 264 amino acids.